CUUCAGAAAAAAAAUUAAGUAAAUAAAAGGAAAAAGCCAGAUUCCUUUAAACCUCAAUAGAACAGCAACAAUAGUGUGACAGAUUUUCGUCUUCGCGGUGAAGAUUUUUUUCUUUGUUUUUUUCUUCUUGGGAGGAAAAUGGAGUGUGUUGGUGCUCGGAAUUUCGCUGCAAUGGCGGUGACAGCUUUUCCCUCUCGAAGCUCCCGGAGGAAUUUUCCGGUGGUUAAGAGAUACAGCUUUAGGAAUUUCCGUUGCGGUCUGUGUAGAGUCAGAGCUAAAGGCGGCGGAGCAGGUUCCGGUAGUGAGAGUUGCGUGGCGGUGAGAGAGGAUUUCGCCGACGAUGAAGAUUUCGUGAAGGCUGGUGGUUCAGAGAUUCUAUUCGUUCAAAUGCAGCAGAACAAAGACAUGGAUGAACAGUCUAAGCUUGUCGAUAAGUUGCCUCCUAUAUCAGUCGGUGAUGGUGCUUUGGACCUUGUGGUUAUUGGUUGUGGUCCUGCUGGUUUAGCCUUGGCUGCAGAAUCAGCUAAGCUAGGACUAAAAGUUGGACUGAUUGGUCCAGAUCUUCCUUUCACAAACAAUUACGGUGUUUGGGAAGAUGAAUUCAACGAUCUUGGGCUGCAAAAAUGUAUUGAGCAUGUUUGGAGAGAUACUAUUGUGUAUCUAGACGAUGACAAUCCCAUUACCAUUGGCCGUGCUUAUGGAAGAGUUAGUCGACGUUUACUCCACGAGGAGCUCUUGAGGAGGUGUGUAGAGUCAGGUGUCUCGUAUCUUAGCUCCAAAGUCGAGAGCAUAACAGAGGCUUCUAAUGGCCUUAGACUUGUUGCCUGUGAAGAGAAUACCGUCGUUCCGUGCAGGCUUGCCACUGUUGCUUCUGGAGCAGCUUCGGGGAAGCUCUUGCAAUACGAAGUCGGGGGACCAAGAGUCUCUGUACAAACUGCUUACGGCGUUGAGGUUGAGGUUGAAAACAGUCCAUAUGAUCCAGAGCAGAUGGUUUUCAUGGAUUACAGAGAUUAUACAAACCAGGAAGUUCGGAGCUUAGAAGCUGAGUAUCCUACGUUUCUGUACGCCAUGCCUAUGACCAAGACAAGAGUGUUCUUUGAGGAGACGUGUUUGGCCUCGAAAGAUGUCAUGCCUUUUGAUUUGCUUAAAAAGAAGCUCAUGUUAAGAUUAGAUACACUCGGUAUUCGAGUUCUAAAGACUUACGAAGAGGAAUGGUCUUAUAUCCCUGUUGGUGGUUCUUUGCCAAACACCGAACAAAAGAAUCUCGCUUUUGGUGCUGCCGCUAGUAUGGUACAUCCCGCAACAGGCUAUUCAGUUGUGAGAUCUUUGUCUGAAGCUCCAAGCUACGCUUCAGUGAUCGCGGAUAUACUAAAACAAGAGACUACUUCCUACACAAAACACAUCAACAGUAAUAUUUCAAGACAAGCUUGGGAUACUUUGUGGCCACAAGAAAGAAAAAGGCAAAGAGCAUUCUUUCUCUUUGGUCUUGCGCUCAUACUUCAACUCGAUAUCGAAGGCAUUAGAAGCUUCUUCCACACUUUCUUUCGCCUUCCAAAAUGGAUGUGGCGAGGGUUUUUAGGAUCAACAUUAACAUCAGGAGACCUCGUUCUCUUUGCUUUCUACAUGUUCAUCAUUGCACCAAACAAUUUGAGAAAAGGUCUCAUUAAUCAUCUCGUCUCUGAUCCAACUGGAGCAACCAUGAUUCGAACCUAUCUCAGAGUAUGAUCCUCUUCUCCACUCUUUGGUUUGUAUAUAAAUAUAAAUAAUCGAUCGAAGAACGGUAUGUGGGUUUACUAGGAAAAUGUGUAUAGAGAAGAAUCUAAGGGAUGAUGGAAAUGGAAAAGAGAAAAAAAAAACCAGUCUUGUUUUGUGGUAAGUGACUGAGAAUUGAGAGAAAGACCUUGGUGAAUUGUGAUAGUUCUUCAAUUCUGAUUGUUUAUGAUACUUAGUAACUCACUUUUCUCAUUAAGAGUUAGAUUCUUCUUCAAA
Messenger RNA from Eutrema salsugineum, 1989 nucleotides. RefSeq names its product lycopene epsilon cyclase, chloroplastic. The coding region runs from base 139 to 1725 and encodes 528 amino acids. The record is from RefSeq and is a predicted model, not a curated record. Gene Ontology annotation, molecular function: oxidoreductase activity, acting on paired donors, with incorporation or reduction of molecular oxygen. Lineage: Eukaryota; Viridiplantae; Streptophyta; Magnoliopsida; Brassicales; Brassicaceae. The transcript is spliced from 11 exons. Gene Ontology annotation, biological process: carotenoid biosynthetic process.